Molecule: messenger RNA, 912 nt
Organism: Camelina sativa (false flax)
Lineage: Eukaryota; Viridiplantae; Streptophyta; Magnoliopsida; Brassicales; Brassicaceae
Source: RefSeq, a predicted model, not a curated record
AUGAAGUGUGACCAGAUUUUUGGAGGUAAAGUUGUUGUGUUAGGAGGUGAUUUUAGACAGAUUUUGCUAGUUAUUACGGAAGGAGGAAGGGUAGCGACAGUUUUAGCAUCUAUCAACUCAUCUGUUCUUUGGAAUAGUUGUAAAGUUCUUAAACUUACCAAAAUUUUGAGACUUCACAAAGCACGUAAUAGUAUGGAUGCGGGUGCUCUUGCUACUUUUUCUAAGUGGCUUCUUGAUAUUGGGGAUGGCAAAAUUAACGAGUCAGAUAGUGGGGAUGUGGAGAUAGAAAUUCUGGAUGAUUUGUUGAUUAAUAUAAGUGGAAAUCCUAUUGAAGCAAUAGUUAAAGAGAUCUACGGAGAACAAUUUACAAGGAGAACUGACCCAAAUUUCUUUAGUGAAAGAGCUAUUCUAAGUCCAAGAAAUGACGAUGUUGAUAAGAUAAAUCAGUUUAUGCUUUCUAAGCUUCCAGGUGAGGAGAGACAAUAUCUUAGUUCUGAUAGUAUUGAAACGUCUGAUACAAGCGGACUUGAUGAUAUGAUCUACACUCAGGAAUUCCUAAACAGUAUUUCAGGACUGCCAAGCCAUGUUUUGACUUUGAGAAUUGGAGCACCUGUCAUGUUGCUAAGGAAUAUAGAUCCUAAGGGUGGUUUAUGUAACGAUGUUUGUGGAUGUGUAGUAGCUGUAACGGACAACAGAGAACAUGCUGGUGAAGUUGUUUUCAUGUUAUUAAAUGGCAGGAAUGAAUCUAUCAAGUGCCGUGCAGUAAACAACUAUGCUACCCUUUUCAUGUAUUCAUGGGAGUCGUCAGGAUGCCAUCUCACAUAUCGUAACGAACCGGUGUUUUGUGUACUGCGUUUCUGGAGGGUUGGAGAGUAUGAAGGUAUGACUAUUAAUAGCACUUACAAGUUUUAA